Eimeria tenella is the source of this 668-nucleotide messenger RNA. RefSeq lists its product as uncharacterized. The annotation marks the transcript as partial. The transcript is spliced from 5 exons. The record is from RefSeq and is a predicted model, not a curated record. NCBI's taxonomy places the organism in Eukaryota, Apicomplexa, Conoidasida, Eucoccidiorida, Eimeriidae.
CCAGCAGCAGCAGCAGCAGCAGCAGGCCCAGCAGCAGCAGCAGCAGCAGCAGCGGGGGAGGAGGACUUGGAGGAGCUGGAGAUUCUUCCUAAAGAAAGAAAACAGAAAUUCAAACACUUCAUCAACCAGUUCGACCUCAUCGUCUGCGACGCCAACGGGAACCGCGUCGCAGUGGGGGGCCACUGCGUGUCGGUGCGAGGGUCUGAGGGCGCGAGGGUUUUGAGGGUUUGCGACGAAGGCGAGGGUUUGUAUAAAGUGUUUUAUGUGAAGCUGCAGAAGCAGGGUUUGCUGCCGUUCACGAGCUGCCGGCUGGACAUUUUUCUUUUUGAAAAACCAAUUUUGUCUUCUCCAUUAAAACCCUUAAUAGCGAAUUUGGAGGAGGUGCAGCAAAUGUACAAAGCAGCAGCAGCAGCCACCAAGAUCGGGGCCUCAAUCAAUCUUUUUGAGAAGUGUUUACGGGAGGGACUUCAUGACAAGGCAGCUCGCAUCCUGGAGGCGGUUCAGAACACCUUUACUUCUCAAGAGACACGGCGGGAGGUUGAGGAGGGUUUGGCUCGGAUAAAGUUGGGAGAAGCCCUUGGCGAGGGUUUAGCAGCGCAGCUGCAGCAGGAGGCGGAGGAGGAGCAGCAGCUGCAGCAGCAGCAGCAGCAGCAGCAGCAGCAGCUGCC